UUCAAUUCCAUUGGAGAUAUUCUCCUGUGAAAGAAGAAAGGAAGAAAUUGCGUAGAACUCUGUUUUUUCACGUUCUCGUCUCAAGUUUUAAAAAAUUGCGGGGUCGAUUUUGGAAGUUCGAAUAAAAUAUUAGGUCAAAAGUAAUAAAACCCUGACUGUUUACUGCAGUUCAUAAACACUACUAAGGUAGUAGUAAUUCUGGAACUCUGGUAAAAGGCUGAUAAAACCCACAAAACCCUUAAAGAAUCUUGGUUAUUCCAACACUACAAGCUCUUCUUCUUUGUUAGUUGAUUGGUGGUAAACCAGAAGAAGGCAUGGAGAAGCCACAGAAGAAACAGGUAUUACUUUAUCACUGUGUGGAGGCAGAGGACCUUGCUAGGAAAAUCGCUGCUCAAUCAGAAUUCAUUCAGCUCCAAACUAUUAACUGGAGGAGUUUUGAUGAUGGGUUCCCUAAUCUUUUUAUAAACAAUGCUCAAGAUAUUAAAGGACAGCAUGUGGCUUUUCUAGCAUCAUUUAGUUCCCCUGCGGUGAUAUUCGAACAGCUUUCUGUCAUAUUUGCACUUCCAAGGCUGUUUGUGGCUUCAUUUUCACUGGUGUUGCCUUUCUUUCCAACUGGCUCUUUUGAGCGGAUGGAAGAAGAGGGGGAUGUAGCCACUGCGUUCACCAUGGCGAGAAUUUUGUCCAACAUACCUAUAUCAAGGGGUGGUCCAACAAGUUUAGUCAUUUAUGACAUACAUGCAUUGCAGGAAAGAUUUUACUUUGGGGAUCAAGUUUUGCCUCUCUUCGAGACAGGGAUACCACUGUUGAAACAGCGGCUUCACCAGCUUCCUGACUCUGAGAAGAUAGUUAUUGCUUUUCCUGAUGAUGGUGCAUGGAAACGAUUCCACAAGCAGCUUGAUCACUUUCCCAUGGUAGUUUGUAAUAAAGUACGUGAGGGUGAUAAACGAAUUGUCAGGUUAAAAGAGGGUAAUCCAGAAGGCUGUCAUGUUGUGAUAGUUGAUGACUUAGUUCAGUCAGGAGGUACUCUAAUUGAGUGCCAGGUAAGAGUCCUCUCUUCCCUGAAAGUACCACCAUAUUGACCUGAAUAUCCCAUAAAGUUGCAAGUCCCUGAAAGUUCAAAGAAAGAAAGAAAGUCUAUGAUUAUUUGCUAGUCCUUUCUCUUUUUGGGGUUUGUUAGCACACUAUGAUGGAUAUGGAGUUUUUAUUUGGUCUCGCAUGUAGUGCUGCAAAGCUUCUGAAUAAAAAGGGGAGAAAAGACAUUGCUACUUCAAAGUGAUAUUUGGACUUCAUAGUUAUGACGCCUGCAUGCUUAAGAACCAUCGGACACGGUUUUUGACUAGAGAAACACCAGUAACUAAUUGCACUACUUGUUGAUAGAUGCAGUUUGCUCCUCUGUUAUUUUUGUGGUUCUAAAUCCAGUUAUGCUCGACACUUUUUUUUUGCCGAACAAUUACAGUGUGACUGAUUGGAUACAAAUGUAAUUUUAACACUGUUGCAUUUCCCAAUUGGUGCAUUACUCUCAUCUUGCAGAAAGUUUUGGCCGCUCACGGGGCUGCCAAAGUUAGUGCUUAUGUCACCCAUGGUGUUUUUCCAAAGCGGUCAUGGGAACGGUUCAUGCACAAGAGUGAAGGUAACAGAAUGCUUCUGUCCUUGGUAGUUUCACAUGUUAUUGAUUGGCUUACUUCUUACUCAUUCUUUUUGCCACUUUUUUUAUGCUCUGAAUCCCAGACUCGGAGAAAGCGUUUGCCUAUUUCUGGAUCACAGAUUCAUGUCCUCAUACCGUGAAAGCAAUAGCAGAUAAAGCACCAUUUGAAGUUCUAAGUCUUGCAGGGUCAAUAGCGGAUGCUCUCCAAACUUAAAGAAUCAAGGAUGCUUCUGCUUUGGUUCAAAGAGCAGGUAAAAGCUAUGAGUCAAGAGUAUUUUCUCAGCAAUUGAUUUGAGGUUAAGAGUGGCACUAGAAUACCACUUUCUAAUAUAUAAUAUGUAUUUGAAUUCCUUACUUAUCAUUGGUAUUAUUGUUAUUUCUUCUUGUUAAGUAUUCUGAAAACAUCAUGAACUCUUUCCUUAAUGGGAUUCGGUAAGCUAGCAAGUGACUUCUUCUGCUACCAUAUUGCUUUAACAUUACAAAUCAGUGGGGAAUCAAACGCAAGGAAUGUCAGUACAUAAAACAGGGUCAGAAGUCGGAACAAAGAGGCGUAUCUUUAUGGAUGAUUGUAUAUUAAGUAGAUAUUAUCAAUGUACACUGUACAAUGGUUUUUCUGUGUUAAAAGCCUUCGCCCUCUGUUUGCUCUAAACUCUGGAGUACGAAAUUAGCAUAAGCCCUAGGUGUUGCCCUAGUGGCCACCAACCAAGGUCUUGUGUUGGGCCAGAAAAAGGAGCAGGUUUCGAACCCCCCUUCCGACACUUCCUUCCCCCCAGCUUCGAACUUCUUUUCUUUCUGGUGAUCAGAUACAAUUCGUGCUUUAGGCACACUUUGUAUGUUAUCGUGAGAGCUUCAUCCCACUUUGGGUUAUGGCAACAGAAAUUAUAAUGUAAUGUUAUCAACCAACCC
Molecule: messenger RNA, 2551 nt
Organism: Oldenlandia corymbosa var. corymbosa
Lineage: Eukaryota; Viridiplantae; Streptophyta; Magnoliopsida; Gentianales; Rubiaceae
Source: the annotation of a GenBank genome assembly